UUUUUUUUUUUCCUUUUCUUUUCUUUCUUCUAUUCUUUACAAGUUGCUCUCGUUUAAAUAUGGUGACUGAUAACUUGACUGAACCUACUAUUUUACAUCACGAAACGUUUGAAAGAGUGAAAACUCUAUCUACUCCUUUAACAGCAAGCAAUGCCACUAGUUUGACAAGUGUAGAUAAAACCAUCUCAGACGAAGAUAGAUCAACCAUCACAGCAGCAACAACACCAACACCAACCAAAGAUAUAUUUUCUUCAAAAAUACGACAUUAUGGUCAAUGGUUUAAGGAUGAUAUGGGAAGAACUCUUCUGAUAAGAGGUGUCAAUGUUUGUGGUUCCUCCAAACUACCAACGCGACCUUAUCCUGGCUCUACCCAUCUCUACGAUGAUACUUUCUGGGACCAUACCAAUGUUAGUUUUGUCAACCGACCUUUUCCUUUGAAUGAAGCACGUUCUCAUUUUGCACGACUCAAAUCUUGGGGUUUUACUAUGAUUCGUUUAUUGGUACCUUGGGAAGCCUUGGAAGCAAAACGCGGAUGUUAUGAUGAAGAAUAUAUUGAUUAUCUACGACAAUUACUCAUUAUUAUGGCGGAAUAUGAUAUUCAAUGUUUUAUUGAUCCUCAUCAAGAUACUUGGUCCCGAUUUUGUGGAGGUUCUGGAGCACCUGGAUGGACAUUUGAGAUUGCCGGUUUGGAUAUAAAAUCAUUCAAGGAAACAGGGGCAGCAUACGUUCAUAACACCAAUGCAAUACCAGGUGACCCGUUACCAAUGGUAUGGCCCACCAAUUAUACCAAGCUUGCAUGUUGUACUAUGUUUACUUUAUUCUGGGCUGGAGAUGUAUUUGCACCAAAGCAUAAAUUUGAAGGACAAUCUAUUCAACAAUUAUUACAAUCAAGCUUCAUCAAUGCUUUUCAACAUUUGGCUCAACGUUUACAAGAUUUGGAUAAUGUGAUUGGUUUUGAAGUCAUGAACGAACCAGCUCCUGGCUAUAUUGGUCUCUCAACGUUGAAAGAAUUUGAUCCUAUUGUCAACUUGAUUUUUGGUGAUGCACCAACUCCUCUUCAAUGUUUUGCAUUGGGUGAUGGUAUUCCUCAAAAGGUAGGAGUAUAUAUCAAAUCCUGGCCUUUUCCCACAAAGAAAUCUCAUAGUCGUGUGAUCAAUGCAAGCAAGACAUCCGCGUGGUUAGGGGAUCAGACUUGUAUAUGGAAACAACAUGGUGUAUGGGGAAUCAGGAAUGAUAAACCGGUGUUAUUGGCAACAGACUAUUUUUCUAAACAUCCUGAAACUGGCAACAAAGUGGACUUUUAUCAAGAUUUUUAUGUACCUUUUGUUAAUACCUAUGCCAAAGCUAUUCAAGCUGUCAAACCUUCUUUAUAUUGUUUUGUGGAACCACUAGCGAACGAGAAAUCACCUGUCUUUACCGAAAAAGAUCAUCAUCACAAUAUGAUCUUUGCUCCUCACUGGUAUGAUCUCAAUUGUGUUUUUUAUAAGAAAUUUGAUGGCAAGAUAACUCAUGACGUACAAGCUUUACAAAACGGAGGAAAUGUUAUCUCUGCAACUUAUUUUGGUCAAAAAGGGGUCAAAAGGAAUUAUACUAAACAGAUCAUGAACAUAAAACAAAGUGGACUAGAUAAUAUGGGUAAGACACCGACUCUUUUUGGUGAAGUGGGUAUACCAAUGGAUAUCAAUGAUCGAUAUGCUUUCAAGACGGGUGAUUAUAGCCAACAAAUUCGAUUCUUAGAUGCUGUUAUUUAUAGUCUUGAAGUCAACCUGGUCAACUUUACGCUUUGGAAUUAUGAUGUGAACAAUGAUCAUGAAUAUGGAGAUCAUUGGAAUGGAGAAAACUUUUCGAUCUAUUCAUCCAAGCAUAAGACUACUCCAACUUUAGAGAAUCUAACCAAUUUGGAUCCUGUGGAAGACAUUGAUCUUGAUGAAGGGGGACGAGUUUUGGAUGCUGCUUUACGUCCUUAUGCAAGCAAGAUUGCUGGUAUACCUGAAACAUCUAGAUUUGACAUGCACCAACUUCAAUAUACUUUAAUAUUCCGACCUUUCGAUGAUCAAUAUAUACAAGAAACACAACAACUUGGAUUCGAUACUUCAAACAUUCUUGCAAGUCAAACAGAAAUCUAUAUUCCUAACUACCAUUAUCAAGAUAUCGAACUGGAUAUACAAGUUUCCCAUGGACAGUAUGAGCAUAUACCCGAAAAACAACUGCUAUACCAUCGAUUCAAUCGUGAUGAUAUUGAAAAAGAUCAAAUCAUUACUAUUCAACUAAAACCUAGAACGACCAACAAGAAUCAAGCCAAGUGCAUCAUCAUGUAGAUUUAGAGAAAAUAGUGUUUUGUUUUUAUGCGCGUUAUUCAUACUCCGAAUAAAUAUAUAUAUUUCUUUUUUCUUUUUU
Molecule: messenger RNA, 2397 nt
Organism: Halteromyces radiatus
Lineage: Eukaryota; Fungi; Mucoromycota; Mucoromycetes; Mucorales; Cunninghamellaceae
Product: glycoside hydrolase superfamily
Exons: 8
Coding region: 60-2318 (752 amino acids)
Molecular function (GO): beta-glucosidase activity
Source: RefSeq, a predicted model, not a curated record